Molecule: messenger RNA, 1662 nt
Organism: Suncus etruscus (white-toothed pygmy shrew)
Lineage: Eukaryota; Metazoa; Chordata; Mammalia; Eulipotyphla; Soricidae
Gene: ZCCHC12
Product: zinc finger CCHC-type containing 12
Exons: 3
Coding region: 300-1523 (407 amino acids)
Cellular component (GO): nucleus
Source: RefSeq, a predicted model, not a curated record
CAGGCCAUCAAAGUCAAAUCUGAACUUGAAUUUUGUGCGACUGAUUCAGAGCUGGCCCUCGGUGGUGAUAGCCCAGUGUUGACACCUGGAUCAACGACCCUGUCGUCCUCCCCCUCUCCGACUCUCCGAAACGACCACCGCAGAGCUGGAAGUAAAAUAAAGACUUCUGCUUCUUUCUGAGCUCCUCCCCUCUCUGAGAUCAGAAGAAAGCAGCAGCGUCCUCAAGGGCCAGCAGAUCCAGCCUUUGCAAACAGCCUGACUGCUUGUGAUCUUGAGGUCCCACCCCCCAAUCGUCAUCCAUGAUGGCUAGCAUCAUAGCUCGGAUGAGGAAUAGCCGUAGGCAGAAUGUCCCCUUGGCGCCUUGGGCCCAUUCCAUGCUGAGGUCCUUGAGGUGCAGUCUCCGCCCUUUAAUAGCCAAAAUGGCCGAGAGAAACAUGAAGCUGUUUUCUGGGCAGGUGGUGCCAGAGAAGGGGGAGGAGACCUUUGAAAACUGGCUGACCCAAGUCAACGAGGCCCUGCCAGAAUGGAAUAUGUCCGAGGCAGAAAAGCUUAAGCGUUUGACGAAAACCCUUAGGGGCCCUGCCCGAGAGGUCAUGCGUUUGCUCCAGGCUGCCAACCCCAACCUUAGUGUGGCUGACUUCUUGCGAGGGAUGAAAUUGGUAUUUGGGGAUCCUGAAAGCAGCGAUACUACCCAGGGGAGUUUGCUUAACACCCUGCAGGGCCAAGGGGAGAAGACAUCCCUGUAUGUGAUCCGCUUAGAGGUGCAGCUCCAGAAUGCAAUUCAGGUGGGGGUCGUAGCUGAGAAAGAUGCCAAUCACACUCGCCUGCAGCAGCUCCUGUUAGGGGCUGAUCUGAGUAGGGACCUGAGAUUCCGGCUCAACCAUCUUCUCAUACACGUAGAUGAGCAGGACCGCCUGCCCGAUUUCCUGGAGUUAAUUAGAAUGAUCAAGGAGGAGGAGGACUGGGAUGAGUCUUUGGUGAAAUGUAAGCAGGCCAAAAAAGCACUGGAGAGGGAGGCCAGCCCAGAGGCCUUUGAGGGCUCUUCACCCUUAGUGAUUGGCAGCGCUGACUGUGAAGUGAUAGAGAUUGAGGACAGCCUCGAGGAGGACUCAGAUGAGGAUGUGAUCCUGGUGGAGUCCCAGGACACCCCACUUUUAUUCUCAGGUUCUCCUUCCCCCAGAUGCAAGCCCAGACCUCAAGAAGAAGUACUAAUCAUUGAUUCUCCUAACAGUUCCCCACCUCGAUCUCCUUCCACUAGUGGAGGGGCUCAGUUUAAGAUGAACAAUUCUGGGGAGACACGUCGGGCUAGAAAGCGCAAAUACACUUUCUUCUGUCCCUAUUGUGGUGAUGAGGGUCACUCUAAGGAGACCUGUGACGCUGAAAGUGACAGGACCCACACAUUUGAGAAUCUGAUCAUCACCCUGCAGGAUUUCACACAUAUGGAGGGAGAGGGGGCCGGAGAGGUCUCUGGGUUUCUGGAUGACCCUUAUGAGCUGUUUGAGAUCCUUAACCCUCUGCUGUAGGUGAACCCUAGCUUAUGCUCAGUCCAGCUGUGGGGAAACUGGGGGGUGGGAUUCUAAUUGCAUGAAUUAAUUCACAAGUGGCUUCAUUAGAGGGUGUAGGAGAAAAUGUCUCCACACCAGCACAGUGACCUUUCUUCUU